Molecule: messenger RNA, 164 nt
Organism: Ilex paraguariensis (yerba mate)
Lineage: Eukaryota; Viridiplantae; Streptophyta; Magnoliopsida; Aquifoliales; Aquifoliaceae
Source: the annotation of a GenBank genome assembly
GGGAUGCAGUUGCAAGCGGGCAUGACCUAAUCAUGGGUGAGCAGUUGUGGGCGAUUACCAAGUUAGGUGCCAAAUUGGAGAAACCACCAACCACCUGUCAAGUAAAGAUGCAAUCUGGCAUGGGAAUUACUGGUGGAAACUGUCAUGGCCAUGCAAUUGACUAG